Messenger RNA from Monoraphidium neglectum, 1254 nucleotides. RefSeq names its product phospholipid-translocating ATPase. Gene Ontology annotation, cellular component: plasma membrane. Gene Ontology annotation, molecular function: ATPase-coupled intramembrane lipid carrier activity; ATP binding; ATP hydrolysis activity. Gene Ontology annotation, biological process: phospholipid translocation. The record is from RefSeq and is a predicted model, not a curated record. Bases 1 to 1254 code for a protein of 417 amino acids. Lineage: Eukaryota; Viridiplantae; Chlorophyta; Chlorophyceae; Sphaeropleales; Selenastraceae. The transcript has 10 exons.
AUGGUGUACGGCGCGGGCUCUGGCGCGGCGCCUGCGGGCGCGGGCAGCAGCGACGCCGUCGCGCGCGCGGUCGCUGCGCUGCGCGCCGCCGCCGCCUCGGGGCGGCUGCUGGCGGCGGGCCGGGCGGCGACGGGCACCGUCGGCAACGGCGCGGCAGCGGCGGCCCAGCAGCAGCAGCAGCAGCAGCAGCAGUUGGCGGCGCCCGUGGGGCUCGUGAUUGAUGGCGCCGCGCUGGCGCUGGCGCUGCAGCCUGCCCACGAGGGCGAGUUUUUGGACCUCUGUCGGUCGUGCGCCGCGGUGGUGUGCUGCAGGGUGUCUCCAAUGCAAAAGGCGCAGGUGGCACGGCUGCUGAAGCGCUGCGCUGGAGCGGUCACGCUGGCGAUCGGUGAUGGCGCCAACGAUGUCUCUAUGAUUCAGGCGGCCCACAUUGGCGUGGGCAUCAGCGGGCGCGAGGGCCGCGCCGCCGUGCAGGCGGCCGAUUUCGCCUUCGGCCAGUUCAGGUUCCUGCUGCGCCUGCUGCUGGUUCACGGCCGCCAGUCGUACCUGCGCUGCCGAGAGGUAGUGCUGUACGCAUUUUACAAGAAUGCGGCGUACGUCAGCUGCUUCGUCUUCUUCACGCUGUACUCGGGCUUCAGCGCGCAGUCCCUGUUUUUCUCUGUCUACAUCGCCACAUUCAACGCCAUCUGGGCGUCGUUGCCCACCAUCGCCUUCGGAAUUUGCGAGCAGGACGUGUCGUGCGCGGCCGCGAUGGCCAACCCCCAGCUCUACUCAGAGACCCGCACCCAGACCCGGGGGGAUUUCGUCCGCGCCUGGCUGCUGUGGAUAUCCCUGGGCCUCUGGCACGGCGUCUGCGCAUUCUUCAUACCGCUGCACGCCAUGGCCACGCCCAACAGGGCCGGCGCCACCGCGAGCGUGUACCUCCUCGGCACCGCGGUGAUGACGUCAGUGAUCGUCAUCGUCACCCUGCGGGUCGCCAUCCGUACCCAGUAUUGGACCGCCCUGAACCACGCCACCGUCUGGGCCAGCCUCGCCCUGUGGGUGCCCUUUCUGGCCGUCCUCGGCUCCAUGUGCGCCUCAACCCCCGGCCUCGCGCCUCUCUGCGGCCUCGGGGCCGGGCUGCUGGGCACGCCGGUGUUCUGGGCUGGCGCGGUGCUGGCGGCGCCGGCGGCGGCGCUGCUGGCGGACUUUACCCUGAUGGUGUUCCAGCGGGCGCUGGCGCCGAGGCCCAGCCAGAUACUGCAGACCAAACCUUGA